AUGGCGUCCGACACUGAACCCGACAGCAAGAGCCCAAUCCUCGCAGAACGUGGCCAGGAAUCGGCACCGCCCUGGUCCUACGCGCACCUGGAGCUCUUCGCGGACGGCCCGCAGGAUAUCGUGCUCGAUGAAAUCACGGUAAAGCUGUACUGCACUGAUGCGCUGACUCAGUUCCUGGGCCUCACUGGACAAGCCAUCUCAGUCGACAUCCUCAAAGCCCAAGGUUCGUCGUGCUGGCUCCGACUCCCCCCCGAGGACAUGUCGCGCUUCGCAGCAGCCAUCACUGCGUAUGGGGGGAAACGCGAAGGCGACACGCGGUACAUCUUACGCAUCAAGAGACCUUCGGACCGGCUGGGCGUCCUGGUCGGAAGGCAGAGCGAAGAUGACCUUGUCAGGAGCUGA
Molecule: messenger RNA, 402 nt
Organism: Ustilaginoidea virens
Lineage: Eukaryota; Fungi; Ascomycota; Sordariomycetes; Hypocreales; Clavicipitaceae
Exons: 1
Coding region: 1-402 (133 amino acids)
Biological process (GO): tRNA processing; intronic box C/D snoRNA processing; nuclear-transcribed mRNA catabolic process, RNase MRP-dependent
Cellular component (GO): ribonuclease MRP complex; nucleolar ribonuclease P complex
Molecular function (GO): ribonuclease MRP activity
Source: RefSeq, a predicted model, not a curated record